CUUGAACCAAACAAAACAAACCAACCCAUUUUUGUUUCCUUUUCCAAUUUCCAUCCGAAUUAUUAUAAUAAUAAAAAUAGACUUCAGUGGCAGCGUCUGCUUCUGCUGGGCUUCACCACAAUGAAGGACUUCCAAUCCGAUUUAUCCUCCGUCGUUCGCCUCAACAUCGGAGGCAAGAAAUUUUGCACCACCACCGACACUCUCACUCAGCGGGAACCCGAUUCAAUGCUCGCCGCUAUGUUCAGUGGCCGCCACACGCUUUGCCAAGAUCCUCAGAAGGGGUAUGUGUUUGUUGAUAGGGAUGGCAAACACUUCAGGCACAUUCUCAAUUGGUUAAGGGAUGGCGUGGUGCCCACUCUAGAGGAAUCUCAGUACUCCGAGCUGUUGAGGGAAGCUGAGUACUAUCAGCUACUU
This is a messenger RNA of Cajanus cajan (pigeon pea), 414 nucleotides long. The record is from RefSeq and is a predicted model, not a curated record. Lineage: Eukaryota; Viridiplantae; Streptophyta; Magnoliopsida; Fabales; Fabaceae.